Molecule: messenger RNA, 1558 nt
Organism: Suncus etruscus (white-toothed pygmy shrew)
Lineage: Eukaryota; Metazoa; Chordata; Mammalia; Eulipotyphla; Soricidae
Gene: CIRSR
Product: corepressor interacting with RBPJ, CIR1
Exons: 9
Coding region: 21-1373 (450 amino acids)
Biological process (GO): negative regulation of DNA-templated transcription
Cellular component (GO): nucleus
Molecular function (GO): transcription corepressor activity
Source: RefSeq, a predicted model, not a curated record
GCCGCCGCUCAGGAUCCAAGAUGGGCAAGUCGUUCGCCAAUUUCAUGUGCAAGAAGGACUUCCAUCCCGCCUCCAAAUCCAAUAUUAAGAAAGUAUGGAUGGCAGAACAGAAAAUAUCAUAUGACAAGAAGAAACAAGAAGAAUUAAUGCAGCAGUAUCUUAAAGAACAAGAAUCAUAUGACAAUAGAUUGCUUAUGGGAGAUGAACGUGUGAAGAAUGGCCUUAACUUCAUGUACGAGGCACCACCAGGAGUGAAAAGACUUUGUUUUCAGAAAGAAGAAACAGAAGGGGAAACUGAAUACAAAUUUGAAUGGCAGAAAGGAGCCCCUCGAGAAAAAUAUGCCAAAGAUGACAUGAACAUCAGAGAUCAGCCCUUUGGUAUUCAGGUUCGAAAUGUGAGGUGCAUUAAAUGUCACAAAUGGGGUCAUGUCAACACAGAUCGAGAAUGUCCUUUAUUUGGUCUUUCUGGAAUCAAUGCAAGUUCAGUUCCAACUGAUGGCUCAGGGCCAUCGAUGCACCCCUCGGAGCUAAUAGCGGAGAUGAGAAACAGUGGGUUUGCACUAAAACGAAAUGUACUGGGGAGAAACUUGACCGCAAAUGAUCCAUCACAGGAAUAUGUUGCAAGUGAGGCUGAGGAAGAUCCAGAAGUCGAAUUCUUGAAGUCACUAACAACCAAACAGAAACAGAAGCUUCUCAGGAAAUUAGAUCGACUUGAGAAGAAAAAAAAGAAAAGGAGAAAAGAUAGAAAAAAGAAAAAACUUCAGAAGAGCAGAAGCAAACAUAGAAAGACUAAAAAUAAAUCUUCGUCUUCCUCCUCUUCCUCAUCCUCUUCCUCAUCCUCUAGUGAGAGUUCAGAAAGCAGCAGUGAGAGUGACAGUAAAGGGAAAAAAAGAGAAAUAAGGAAGAAAAAGAAAUACAAAUGUUCAAAGAGAAACAACAGUGAUUCUGAAGAGAAGCACAAAUGUAGGAAGAGAAAACUUCAUGAAGAAUUUUCUGGCAGUCAUAGUAACAAGGAAAAAGCCAAGGAAAAACCUAGCUCUUUCAGACAAGAGAGUUCUAGCAAAGGGAGCCAUUCUGAAUCUGACAGAAAGGCCAGAAGCCAUAACCAGAGUCCAGAGCAGAAAGGGUUUGAAAUUAGGGCUGAGAGGAACAGCAGGAGCCAGAGCAGAGACAGAAGGAGAAGGAGAAGUCGAAGUCGCAGUCAUUCCAAGCAAAGAGAAAUCAGAAAGGGACCACCACAAAGUCCUGGUGAAGAGUGGCAUCGAGAAAGUGACAGCAGAAGCCGAGGCACAGACAGAUACAGAGGAGGGAAAGGGCCCAGCGACAGCACAGAAGACAAGCACACUCAUGACAAAAGGAAGAAGCAGAAGUAGAGAGAAAAUCAAGAGACUGUCAGUUACCUGGGAAUAAAAAUAUCUCCACUUUCUUACUGAAUAAUACCUUUAGCAAGGGCUAAAUUAUGUACUAUUGUAUUUCUAACAUAAAAGCUCUAUUUUAAUUUUUCAACUGUGUAAACUAUCUUUAUCAAAUACAAAACUACAACAUACGGUAAGAAUGA